Salvia miltiorrhiza (redroot sage) is the source of this 1968-nucleotide messenger RNA. RefSeq names its product protein NRT1/ PTR FAMILY 2.7-like. Gene Ontology annotation, cellular component: plasma membrane. The record is from RefSeq and is a predicted model, not a curated record. Gene Ontology annotation, molecular function: transmembrane transporter activity. The transcript is spliced from 4 exons. The coding region runs from base 91 to 1749 and encodes 552 amino acids. NCBI's taxonomy places the organism in Eukaryota, Viridiplantae, Streptophyta, Magnoliopsida, Lamiales, Lamiaceae. Gene Ontology annotation, biological process: transmembrane transport.
AUCUUCAACCAACUUUCCAUUUCUACUUGGUUCUCAAAAAAAAACUUUCCAUUUCUACUAUUGAAAAAAAAAAACAUCUUUUGUCCAAACAUGGGUGGCGAUCAAGAGCAAAUUGCCUCUCUCGCCGGAGAUGGAGAACCGCCGCCAGCCUCCACCGCCGACCGCCGCCUCGGUGGCUGGAGCACCUUCCCUUUCAUCAUAGCAUGCGUUUCCUUGCUGACUCUCGCCGGCGGCGGCCUAAUCAACAACCUAAUCGUCUUCUUGAUCACCCAAUUCAACAUCCAAAACGUCGACGCCGCCCUAAUCAACAACGUCUUCAACGGCUGCGUCAACCUCUUCCCUCUCGUCGGCGCCGUCGCCGCCGACUCCCUCCUCGGCUGCUUCUCCGUCAUCUGCAUUUCCUCUCUCGUCUCCUCCCUCGGCUUCCUUCUUCUUCUCCUCACCACAACGGUAGAAACCCUAACCCCUCCCACCUGCAAAACCGCCUCAAAUCCAUGCAUCCCGCCAUCAAAAUCUCAAUACGCAGUGCUGUAUUCAGCUCUAGCUCUGGUUUCCAUCGGCGUCGGCGGCGCGAGGUUCACUCUAGCAACGAUGGGAGCCAACCAGUUCACGGAGCUCGGCCACCAAUCCACCUAUUUCAACUGGUAUUUCUUCAGCCUGUACGGCGCCUCGUUCGUGUCGGCCACCGGGAUCGUGUACGUCGAGGAUAAUGUGAGCUGGGGAUUAGGGUUUGGGAUAUGCACGGCGGCGAGCGUGGUCGGACUGGCGGUGUUCUUGCUCGGGAGCCGGUACUACCGCCGUGACGAGCCGCGGGGGAGCCCCUUCACGGGCUUGAUUCGCGUCGUCGUCGCGAGUUUGAGGAAGAGGAAGGCCGCGACCUCUUCCUCGGCGGCUGCGGAUUAUUACUAUGGAGGUGGCGCCGUUGUUGCAGAGCCUCCCACCAAGAGGUUCAGGUCACUGAACCGUGCAGCGCUCAAGGCCGAUGGCGACGUGGGCCCGGAUGGCUCGAUCGCAUCGGCAUGGAAGCUUUGCACGGUCCAGGAGGUAGAGGACCUCAAGAAUCUGAUCAGAAUCCUCCCAAUAUGGUCAUCCAGCAUCUUCCUCAGCACUCCAAUCGGAGUCCUCCUCAGCCUUACAGUUCUCCAAGCUCUCGUCACCGACCGCCGCGUGGGGCCGCUCCACCUCUCCGCCGGCUCCAUGAUCGUCUUCGCCCUGAUGUCCACCGCGCUAGGCGUGAUCCUCACCGACCGCUGCCUCUGGCCGCUGUGGAGGAAGCUGCGCCGCGGGGGCAAUCCCACGCCCCUGCAGCAGAUAGGCGCCGGCCACGUGCUCAACGUCGCCAGCAUGGCGGUGGCGGCCCUCGUGGAGUCGAGGAGGCGGGCGUCCCGCGGCCGGCUGUCGAUCGGGUGGCUGGUGCCGCAGAUGGCGUUGUUGGGAUUCGGGGAAGCGUUUCACUUCCCCGGGCAAGUGGCGUUUUACUAUCAAGAAUUCCCUUGUUGUUUGAAGGGGCUGGCGACGGCCAUGGUGGCGGUGGUGAUUGGUUUGGCCUAUUACUUGAGCACUGCGGUGGUUGAUUUUAUUAGGAGGGUUACGGAUUGGUUGGGGGAUGAUAUUGAUGAUGGAAGGGUGGAUUGUGUGUAUUGGGUGAUGGUGGUGAUUGGGGUUGUCAAUUUUGGGUAUUUUCUUGUUAUUUCUUGGCUCUACAAGUGCAAGAAUGUGGGAGUUGGAAAGGGUGGUGUUGGUGUGUGAAAUUAAAUGAAAUGAUUUGUCUUGAUUUUGUGAGGUGUGGGGUUGGUUUGAGUGGUUGUUUGUGUCUUGUGAGAAAUGAGUUUUUGAGCAUAUAGUGUUGGAGUGGGGUUUCCACUCACCACCCACUUGUUUAUUUCAAUCAUGUUUGUGGCAUUCCAAAGUUUGUUUUGGGCUGCAUUUGAUCAGAUCAAUUUAAGUGGUGACAAAUAAUUGCAUUGA